UUUCCCUAAUUCAUAGGAAACAAACCUCCCUCCUCCGGUGCUAAAAUAAAUAACAAUAAGAUCUACCCAUGGCCAGCAAACCAUGAAAUCUCUUGAGGCGUUUCUAGACACAAUACUAAUAUUGCUCAUCUUCGUUUAUCAGCCCUUCUGCUUGUCCCUCGUACUUGACUCCAUUACACCGAACAACACCGUCAAAGACGGCGACGUUUUGCUCUCCGGCCAAAAGACCUUCGCGCUCGGCUUUUUCAGCCCCGGUAAGUCCCGCUACCGGUACGUCGGAAUCUGGUACUACAAAGACCCCGAGAAAACCGCUGUGUGGGUCGCAAACAGAGACGAUCCUAUCAACGAAACUUCGGGAGUCUUGGCCAUCGACAGCAAAGGACGCCUCAUCAUUUAUGCGAAAGACCAAAACUCUCCUAUUUGGUCAGCAAAUGUCUCUGUCCCUUCGGAAAAAAGUAGUUCUAGUUUCAUAGCCAAGCUUUUAGAUGUUGGAAAUCUUGUUUUGAUAAAACAAGAUAACAGUACUGUUAUUUGGCAAAGCUUUGAUUAUCCCACGAACACCUACCUCCCUUUUAUGAAGCUCGGGUUGAACCGGAAAUCUGGACUGAACCGGUUCAUAUCAUCAUGGAAGUCUGCGGAUGAUCCAGGAACCGGGAACUGCACAUACCGGAUAGACUCAACAGGAUACCCACAGAUGUUUGCAUACAAAAAUAGGGUUCCUUUUUGGCGGGCCGGAUCUUGGACGGGUCAAAGAUGGAGCGGUGUAUCCACAAUGACAAAUGGGUUCCUCGACAACACGAGCUAUGUCAACAACCAAGACGAGAUAAGCGUCAUGUAUGGAAUCAGUACUGACUCAAACUCAGUUUUCUCGAGGUUCGUGAUAGAAGAAUCAGAAACCGUGCGACAGUUCACGUGGCAAGAUCAAGGUCAUGAAUGGGUCGAAUCCUGGUAUGCUCCGAAUGAUUGGUGCGACAGUUAUAAGAGGUGUGGCGGCAAUGGAAACUGUGACCCGUCUGAUGUAAGCCGAUUCGAGUGCGUGUGUCUACCAGGGUUUGAGCCCCGCUCGCAAAAAAGUUGGGAAUUGAGAGACGCAUCAGGUGGGUGCAUGAGAAAGGGCGGGGCACGCACGUGUGAGGGCAGGGAAGGAUUUUUAAAGAUGACACGUGUGAAAUUACCUGAUACGUCCAACGCACUUGUGGAAAUGGGAUUAAGUUUGAGAGAGUGCAAGAAGAAGUGUUUGAAGGAUUGCAAUUGCACGGCUUACACGAGUGUUGAUGAGACUAAGGACGGUGUUGGGUGCUUGUCAUGGCACGGGGACUUGGUCGACGUCAAGACUUAUAGCAACACUGGGUUUGAUCUAUACAUACGGGUUGAUGCAACUACAUUAGCUCAAUACACGAAGAAAUCGAAUGGCUCUGUCAGCACAAUGGGGAAGCUAGCAAUUUCGCUCUGUUCUAUUGUACUCUUUUUUCUCUUGGUUUUCAUAGCAUGUUGGUUGGUAAAGAGGAAGAGAAAAUCAGUUAAAGAAAGUCAAAGCAAAACUUUGCUCGGAAACAUUCCACCAGAGACCUUCUUGAAAGAAUCGGAUCUUGGAGAUGAUAGAGCAGAUUCCGAUGUUCCGUUAUUUGAUCUACAUACCAUUGCCGCAGCCACAGCCAAUUUCUCUGUUGAUAACAAACUUGGACAAGGUGGCUUUGGCUCUGUAUACAAGGGCAUUCUAUCUAAUGGAAAGGAAAUAGCAGUGAAACGACUGUCGAAAUGCUCCGGUCAAGGAAGUCAAGAGUUCAAGAAUGAAGUUAUGCUAAUUGCAAAGCUUCAGCACAGGAACCUGGUGAGGAUUUUAGGAUGCUGCAUUGAAGAAAAAGAGAAGAUGAUAGUCUACGAAUACUUGCCAAACAAAAGCUUGGACUGUUUCAUUUUUGAUGGAGAGAAAAGGAAAUCGUUAGACUGGCAAAAGCUCUUUAACAUAAUAUGCGGGGUUGCUCGAGGGAUGUUAUAUCUUCAUCAUGAUUCAAGAUUAAGAAUAAUUCAUAGAGAUUUAAAAGCCAGCAAUGUUUUGCUGGACACUGCUAUGAACCCAAAGAUUGCAGAUUUUGGUAUGGCUAGAAUAUUUGGAGGAGAACAAAUCGAAGCAGAUACAAAUCGGGUUGUUGGGACCUACGGAUAUAUGUCACCAGAAUAUGCUAUGGAAGGGCGGUUUUCAAUAAAAUCAGACGUAUAUAGUUUCGGGGUUUUGCUACUCGAGAUCAUUGCAGGCAAGAAGAACACUAUCUACUACGAGAAUUUCGACUCAAAUUUAGUUGGACAUGUAUGGGAUUUAUGGAUAGAAGGUAAAGCGCUAGAAAUAAUGGAUUCAUCUUUGGAUAAAUCAUACGCUAGUGAGGCUUUGAGAUGCAUCAUUAUUGGGCUUCUGUGCGUGCAAGAGCUCGCCACUGAUCGACCAACCAUGUCGGCCGUUGUUUCCAUGUUGGGUAAUGAUUCAGCUCUUCCGCGACCAAAACAGCCUGCAUUUGUAUGUAAAAGAAGCUAUACAAGCGGAGAUCCAUCAACUAGUGGAGGAGCCAAGUCUGUAACAUGUACUGAGGUAGAAGCUCGUUGAAGGAGCUUUUAUGAAGUUCACACCGUCAAGUAAACUGUAAAUUAAUUAGUUACCAGUAUGUUCUUAUAUUAAUUAGCUUUAGACAACCGAAUCCGUACAUCAUAUAUAG
Morus notabilis is the source of this 2708-nucleotide messenger RNA. Its product is annotated as G-type lectin S-receptor-like serine/threonine-protein kinase At1g11410. The transcript is spliced from 7 exons. Gene Ontology annotation, biological process: recognition of pollen; protein phosphorylation. Lineage: Eukaryota; Viridiplantae; Streptophyta; Magnoliopsida; Rosales; Moraceae. Gene Ontology annotation, molecular function: ATP binding; protein serine/threonine kinase activity. The record is from RefSeq and is a predicted model, not a curated record. Bases 83 to 2599 code for a protein of 838 amino acids.